Cryptomeria japonica (Japanese cedar) is the source of this 4493-nucleotide messenger RNA. Its product is annotated as ABC transporter G family member 36. The record is from RefSeq and is a predicted model, not a curated record. The coding region runs from base 201 to 4445 and encodes 1414 amino acids. NCBI's taxonomy places the organism in Eukaryota, Viridiplantae, Streptophyta, Pinopsida, Cupressales, Cupressaceae. The transcript has 24 exons. Gene Ontology annotation, cellular component: membrane. Gene Ontology annotation, molecular function: ATP hydrolysis activity; ATP binding; ABC-type transporter activity.
UUAUAUAUAUGUCUCCGUAAAAUAAAACAAGUGCCGUAAUGGGAUAAAGAUUCCCAUGCAAUCAUCCAUGUAUUUUGAUGCAUAAAAAGACCAGUGUUAUUACAGAAAUAUAAGAAGUAGAGAUGUAGGAAGAAGAUAUUGAUUAGAGAUUAAUGUUUCUGUUUCUGGAUUAGAUUGUGUGAGUUUUUUUUUUCUCAAAGAUGACAGUUUUUGAAAGGAGGGCGAUUAAAAGCCCACUGAGAAGCCCAAUGAGAAGCCCAAAUACGAGACUGUGGUCAAUGGCAACUCCAAGUAUUUCUGUAAUGUCAAGUCCAUUUGAUAAAAGAGAUGUGGAGGAUGAUGAAGCUGCCUUAAAAAUGGCAGCCAUUGAGCAGCUGCCUGCAUUUAACCGUUUGAGAACUGGUAUAAUGUUUGAGAGUGUUAUUGAUGAUGAUGAAGGGAACCGUAAGGAAAUUCUCAGGGAAGUUGAUGUUCGGAACAUGGGAGACAAUGAAAGAAAAAAGUUCAUUGAGAAAGUUUUCAAAGUGGUUGAAGAAGACAAUGAUCAGUUCUUGAGAAAAUUGAGAGCUCGAAUAGAUAGAGUAGCGAUGAGGAUCCCAACUGUAGAAGUUAGGUUUGAAAAUCUGACAGUAAAUGCUGAGUGCUUAAUUGGUGGGAGAGCACUUCCCACACUUACGAACUCAGCCAAGAACUUCUUAGAGGCCUUGUUGGGCAUGGUUGGAUUAUCAACGACUAAGAAGACAAAUCUUACUAUUCUUAAGGAUGUUAGUGGGAUCAUAAAGCCAUCCAGACUUACCUUGUUAUUAGGCCAGCCUGGAUCUGGAAAGUCUACUCUACUUUUAGCUUUGGCAGGAAGAUUGGACAAGGAACUCAAGGUGACUGGUUCCAUAACUUACAAUGGGCAUUCAAUGGAAGAGUUUGUCCCUCAGAAGACAUCUGCCUAUAUAAGUCAAAAUGAUCUUCAUGUAGGGGCGAUGACUGUUAGAGAGACAUUGAAUUUCUCUGCAAAAUGUCAGGGUGUUGGUAGUAAAUAUGAAAUGCUCACCGAGCUGGAUAAGAGAGAGAAAGAAGCUGGAAUUUUGCCAGAUCCUGAAGUAGAUCUUUUCAUGAAAGCAACAUCUGUGGAAGAUGUCGAAAGUAGCCUUCAAACAGAUUACGCUCUGAAGAUUCUUGGUUUGGAUAUAUGUGCAGAUACAAUAGCAGGAGAUGAAAUGAUUAGGGGAAUUUCGGGUGGACAAAAGAGACGUCUUACAACUGGGCAAGUUGUCUACCAUGGGGCCAGAAAAGAUGUGCUUGAAUUUUUUGAAAGCUGUGGAUUUAGAUGCCCUGAAAGAAAGGGUGCUGCAGAUUACUUGCAGGAGGUGACUUCAAAGAAAGAUCAAGAGCAAUAUUGGGCUGACAGGAGUAAACCAUAUCACUAUAUCUCUGUGAAGGAAUUUGCAGAUAUGUACAAGAGUUUUCGUGUAGGUAGAAGACUCUCCAGAAAAUUAUCUGUACGAUAUGACAAGCUUACUAGCCACAAAAAAUCUCUGGUAUUUAGUAAACACCUGAAUUCUAAUAUGGAGAUCUUCAAAAUCUGCUUUGCUAAAGAAUGGCUUCUUCUCAAACGCAAUGCUCCCAUCUACAUAUUCAAGACUGUACAAAUUAUUUUCACUGCAUUUGUAGCAACUACAGUAUUCUUGAGAACACGAAUGCACCAACGAAAUGAAGAGGAUGCAAAUUCAUAUCUUGGGGCUCUCUUUUUUAACAUCAUUACAAACACGUUCAAUGGCAUGGCUGAGCUUCCAUUCACAAUUGCUAGACUACCAGUAUUUUAUAAACAACGAGACCUUCUGCUAUAUCCUCCAUGGGCUUUCUCUCUUUCCUCCUUAUUGCUGAGUAUUCCAAUAUCAUUUAUGGAAUCGGCUAUUUGGGUUGCCAUGACCUACUAUGGAAUAGGAUUUGCCCCUGAUGUUGUCAGGUUUUUCAGGCAAUUCCUUAUACUAUUUCUCCUACAUCAGAUGUCAUCUUCAAUGUUCAGAUUUUUAGCAGGACUUUGUAGAUCAACGACAGUAUCCAAUAGCGGAGGAUCACUCACUUUAAUAGUAGUUUUACUGCUUGGAGGAUUCAUUAUCACCAAAGAUAGCAUUCCCAAGUGGUUGGUAUGGGGUUAUUGGUGCUCUCCGCUAACAUAUGCACAAACUUCCAUUGUUUUGAAUGAGAUGCUUGAUCCCAGAUGGAAUAAAAGUACAGAUUCUUCACCAAACCUGGCCCUUGGUGUACUUGAAAGGCAUAACAUCAAGCCUGAAGCAUACUGGUAUUGGAUAGGAGCUGCUGCUUUGUUGGGGUUUUUAGUGCUCUUCAAUGUUCUAUUCACAAUUUCGCUUACAUAUCUAAAUCCUCUUGGAAAGCAUCAGGUUAUAAAACCAAAAGACAAGCUCGCACAAGACCAAGAGCCCCAGCGUGGUCAAUCAAAUUCUAAAAAGGGACAACCUAAAACAUCUUCUACCAAAAAUGGAAAAGGCACAAAAGAAAUGCAAAUGCAUCAGAUGAACAGGAGGUCAAUCAAAACAGAAAUCAUUUCAACAGAUUUGGACAUAGAAACCGGUGGUUUGAAAAAAAGAGGAAUGGUUCUUCCUUUCAAACCAUUGGCAAUGUCUUUUUCUGAUGUCAAUUACUUCGUUGACAUGCCUCCGGAAAUGAAAGAACAGGGAGAAACAGAGGAUAGACUGCAACUACUUCGUAAUGUAACAGGGGCGUUUAGGCCAGGAGUUCUCACCGCGUUGAUGGGGGUUAGUGGGGCUGGAAAGACGACACUCAUGGAUGUUUUGGCUGGAAGGAAAACAGGAGGAUAUAUUGAAGGAGAUAUUAGGAUCUCUGGAUUUCCCAAAAACCAAGAAACAUUUGCUCGAAUCUCUGGUUAUUGUGAACAGAAUGAUAUUCACUCUCCACAAGUAACAGUGAGAGAGUCCUUACUAUAUUCUGCUUUUCUUCGUCUUCCAAAAGAGGUUGAUAAUAACACCAAAACUGCCUUUGUAGAUGAGGUUAUGGAGCUGGUAGAGUUGGAUGGUUUAAGGGAUGGAUUAGUGGGUCUUCCUGGUGUAACUGGUUUAUCAAUAGAACAAAGAAAAAGGUUAACAAUUGCUGUUGAACUUGUUGCGAAUCCAUCUAUUAUUUUCAUGGAUGAACCAACUUCAGGACUAGAUGCCAGAUCUGCAGCUAUUGUCAUGAGAACCGUCCGCAAUACAGUUGAUACAGGAAGAACCAUUGUCUGUACCAUCCACCAGCCUAGCAUUGACAUUUUUGAAUCUUUCGAUGAGUUGCUCCUAAUGAAGAGAGGUGGGCAAGUCAUCUAUUCAGGACCCUUGGGUCAAAACUCUGGAAAAGUUAUUGAGUAUUUUGAGGCUAUUCCUGGAGUACCAAAGAUAAAGGAUAAGCAAAAUCCUGCUACAUGGAUGUUAGAAGUUAGCUCUACUGCUACUGAGCUCUUUCAAGGAAUAGACUUUGCAGAAUACUACAAGAACUCAACUCUCUAUAAGAGGAAUAAAUCAUUAGCAAAGGAGCUAUCUGUUCCAGCAUCUGGUGCAAAAGAUCUUUAUUUUCCAACUCAGUUUUCGCAAUCUUUCUUUGGACAGUUUAAAUUUUGUCUGUGGAAGCAAAAUUGGUCGUAUUGGAGAAGUCCAGAUUACAAUAGCCUUAGAAUUCUAACAAGCUUUUUGGUUGCUGUGAUAUUUGGAGCUAUAUUUUGGAAGGUUGGAGCAAAACGGGACAACAACUUAGAUCUCUUUAAUAUCAUAGGGGGCAUGUAUUGUGGAGUUUUGUUCAUAGGAGUAAUGAAUUGUCAAACAGUACAGCCUUUAGUUGCAGUGGAGAGAACUGUUUUCUACAGAGAAAGAGCUGCAGGAAUGUAUUCUGCAAUGUCCUAUGCUUUGGCACAAGUGAUCAUUGAGAUUCCAUACGCCAUUUUCCAAUCACUUGUCUAUGUCCUUGUACUCUAUAGCAUGAUUGGUUUCGAAUGGAAAGUUCAGAAGUUCUUGUGGUUUUUCUUCGUCAAUUUCUUUACAUUUCUCUAUUUUACCUAUUAUGGGAUGAUGGGUGUCUCAAUUACACCAAACGCACAAGCGGCUGCAGUUGUUUCUGGAUUUUUCUUUAUUCUAUUCGGCUUGUUUUCAGGGUUUUACGUUACUAAACAGAAACUUCCAAAAUGGUGGGUUUGGUAUUAUUGGGUCUGCCCAGUAUCAUGGACAGUUUAUGGGCUCAUUAUUUCACAGUACGGAGACAUAACCGAGCUCAUAGAGGUAGAUGGGAAGAAAACAGGAACUCCGCUGAAUCAGUAUUUAGCAGACUAUUUUGGAUUCGAUAAUGAUUUUAUGGGUGUUGUAGCUGCAGUGCUCUUGGGCUUCACUUUUUUCUUCGCAUUUGUGUUUGCUUAUUGUAUAAAAACCCUGAAUUUCCAGCACCGAUAAGUAGCUGAUUUAAAUUAUGUCUGUUAGAAUUUUUUGUAAGGUCUGUUC